Asparagus officinalis (garden asparagus) is the source of this 1894-nucleotide messenger RNA. Its product is annotated as cell number regulator 13-like. Lineage: Eukaryota; Viridiplantae; Streptophyta; Magnoliopsida; Asparagales; Asparagaceae. The transcript is spliced from 7 exons. Bases 348 to 1592 code for a protein of 414 amino acids. The record is from RefSeq and is a predicted model, not a curated record. Gene Ontology annotation, biological process: cell surface receptor signaling pathway.
AAACAAAACAUUCUCUAAAAAAUACAAUGCUAGCAACUAACAAAGCAAAACCCUGAAUAUUCCCAAGCCCCAAAAAAAGCUUAAUCCAGCCUCCUCCACUCUGUAAACUGCAAUAGAAUUCAAGCUUCAACUUGUCGAAAUCCUGAUUGUCCCUCUCAAAACUCAACUCUCUUGCUUCCGCAUUUUCCUUUCCUCUCCGCUCUCUGAAGCAAACGCCUUUAGCCCCUAAAGAGAAAGCAAGAAGCUUGCAAGCAACGAGCUAAAAGGUUCUUGAAAUCCUCAAAAGACCCAUUUCAAUUUUAGCAAAGAGAAGUCCAGAAAGAGGGGAAAGAUCCAAUCUUGACCCCAUGGCUGCUUUAGGAGACAUGGCAAAUAUAGCCCAGUUCACCGGCGUCGACGCCGUGAGGCUCAUCGGGAUGAUAGUGAAAGCCGCGGCCACGGCGAGAAUGCACAAGAAGAACUGCAGGCAAUUUGCUCAGCAUUUGAAGCUUAUAGGGAAUUUAUUGGAGCAGCUAAAGAUUUCAGAGCUUAAGAGGUAUCCAGAGACAAGAGAGCCUCUUGAGCAGCUUGAGGAUGCACUGAGGAGAUCCUAUGUUCUUGUUAAUAGCUGCCAGGAUCGAAGCUAUCUUUACCUUUUGGCUAUGGGAUGGAACAUUGUGUACCAGUUCCGAAAAGCCCAGAAUGAGAUUGAUAGGUAUCUGAGGCUUGUGCCUUUGAUAACGCUCGUCGAUAAUGCGAGGGUCAGGGAAAGACUGGAGUAUAUUGAAAGGGAUGAAUGUGAAUACACUCUUGAUGAAGAGGACAAGAAGCUACAAGAUGUCAUACUGAAUCCUGAUCCUUGCAGUUUUCAGAAGCAGGUGCUGAAAAAGACUCUUUCCUGUUCAUAUCCUAAGUUGCCCUUUAAUGAAGCACUUCAAAAAGAAAAUGAGAAGCUUCAGUUAGAACUACAAAUGUCACAAUGUGACAUGGAUGUUGGUCAAUGUGAAGUGAUUCAACGUCUGAUUGGAGUAACAGAAGCACUAGCUUAUACUAUAACAGAGGAUAAUAUAGAAGCUAAGGACUCCAAGCAAGUUGAGAGAAAUUAUUCAGAUUCAACUAAUUAUUCCUAUGACGGAAGCUAUCAUGGGCAGAAAAGUGAUAAUGAUGCAGUAUCAAGAAGUGUUUCUACAGUUUCUUCAGGUCAUGAGUUGAUUUCAAUCAGAGGAUCACAUAGAUAUGAGGACUGGCAUGCAGAUUUACUUGGUUGCUGCUCCGAGCCUUGUUUAUGUAUAAAGACAUUUUUCUACCCAUGUGGAACAUUUUCAAAAAUUGCUUCGGUGGCCAAAAACAAACAGAUAUCCUCAUCAGAAGCUUGUAAUGACCUGUUUGCAUAUUCACUAAUAUUCUCCUGCUGCUGUUACACCUGCUGUGUCAGAAGGAAGCUUCGGAGCGUGCUAGAUAUCAAGGGAGGGCUCUGUGAUGACUUUCUCUCCCAUUUUAUGUGUUGUUGUUGUGCCCUGGUUCAAGAAUGGCGAGAAGUAGAGAUCCGUGGGGCAUAUGGAAUGGAAGAAACAAAAAUAAGCCCGCCAUCCUCUCAGUUCAUGGUCUCUUAGAUUGACUACAGAAUGUGAAUGACUGGCGGCUAACGAGUACCAAUGCUAAAUCAAGGUCCCCUUUUCCCUUCAUGAGGAGUUAAAAGGGAGAUACAUAGUUUUAAUUCGUGUUAUGCCAGUCCAAAAUUGAUUGAGGUUAAUAUUCUAGAUUUGUUUGUUGCUUGUCGUCUGUAAGUUUCUUCCCUUUUUCAGGGGAGAAAAUAAAUAGUUGUCACUUUUAAUUUUCUACUUAUUUUCUCAUUCUGUAAUCCAUGUAUAUUUCUGUACAUUAUUAUUUUCUCUAGAAACUCCUUGUAUCGACC